AUGCUCACCCUAGAGGCUGCACAGCUUGACGGGCCACACUUCAGCUGUCUGUACCCAGAUGGAGUCUUCUAUGACCUGGACAGCUGCAAGCACUCUAGCUACCCCGACUCAGACGGGGCUCCUGAUCUAUGGAGCUACGGCCUCAGUCCAGCUGUCCCAGCCGCCUCCUAUGAAACCUUUGACCCGGCUGUGGCCACCUUCAGCCACACCCAGGGUGUCCAGCUCUGUUACGGACCCUCAACCUACAGCCCUGUGGGGAACCUGGACCCGGCCCCCAGCCUGGAGGCCCCGGGGCCUGGCUUCCCAGCAUACCCCAUGGAGGACUUCACAAGCCAGACCCUGUGUCCCCUGGCGUACGCCCCAUACCCCAGCCCCGUGCUGUCAGAGGAAGAGGACCUCCUGCUGGACAGUCCGGCCCUGGAGGUCUCGGACAGCGAGUCGGAUGAGGCCCUCAUGGCUGGCCCCGAGGGGAGGGGAUCUGAGGCAGGGGCCCGCAAGAAGCUGCGCCUGUACCAGUUCCUGCUGGGGCUGCUGACGCGCGGAGACAUGCGCGAGUGCGUGUGGUGGGUGGAGCCGGGCGCCGGGGUCUUCCAAUUCUCUUCGAAGCACAAGGAGCUCCUGGCGCGCCGCUGGGGCCAGCAGAAAGGCAACCGCAAACGCAUGACCUACCAGAAGCUGGCGCGCGCCCUGCGCAACUACGCCAAGACCGGCGAGAUCCGCAAGGUCAAGCGCAAGCUCACCUACCAGUUUGAUAGUGCGCUGCUGCCCGCCGCCCGCCGGGCCUGAGCCCGGGGCGGCCUCUCGGGGGCUCUCAGGGGCUCCACGCCUGUGUCACGUGGGCGUCCCCACACCCUAAGUCAUAGGACCCAAGGAUCCCCCGUCCUGGCUGCGGGGGCGGGGCGCUGCCACAAUCCCUAAGCCCUGCCCAGGGUCCCUCUGGGAUUCCCCCCAGUCAUGUCUGGGGCCUCUUUGGGAUUCCCUUGUCAUGUCCAGGGGCCCCAAGAUCUUCACGCCUUGGGUUGAAGGACUCAGAGACGACUAUACUUAUGUGUCUGUGUGGAGGGGCGGGGCAGGGCAGUGCUUCCAGAAUCCCAAGAGCUUCUCUGGGAUCCCCUUGUGAUGUCUGAGAUCCCUUGUGUGUCCGCGAUCUCUCAGUCUCAUCUAGGGGAGGGUGAGCCUACAGAUCAUCACACCAAGAGGGGGACUCUGCCAGCAACCCUAAGCCCUGUCCAGGGUCUUUCUGGGAUCCCCUUCUCAUGUUUGAGUCCCUCCUGUCCCAUCUGAGAUCUCCUAGUUACGUCUGGGUCCCUCUGGGAACCCUUUGCAUACAUGUCUCUGUGCCCAUCUGUGACUCUCAUUCUGUCUGUCCCCCCCCAAAUCCCUUUGUCAUCUUUGAGAUCCCCUAAUUCUCUGGAACCACCCUGCUAUCACUUGUUUAUGUCUGGAAUUCUCCUCCGAUCACAUCUACGGUGCCUCUGGGAUCCUUUUGUCAUGUCUGAAAAACCCUUGUCUGGUCUGGAGGGCGGACCUCAGUGAACCUUGUUGUAUCCGGGCCACCUCUGCGAUGCCUUUGUUUGUCUGGAAUCCUCCAGUCACAUCUGAGGCCCCUCUGGGAUCCUCAUCUGGUAUACCCUUUGGGGGACCCCACCAACAGCUCCGAGUUCUCCUGGGGACCCUCCACCUUCUGUAAUGCCCUCCCUGGGGCCAUGCUGGGGAUCAAUUCUGGCCACUCAACUGAUUUCUGGGUGACCGUGGCAGCCCUCCCCAUGU
Molecule: messenger RNA, 1770 nt
Organism: Lipotes vexillifer (Yangtze River dolphin)
Lineage: Eukaryota; Metazoa; Chordata; Mammalia; Artiodactyla; Lipotidae
Gene: SPIB
Product: Spi-B transcription factor
Exons: 6
Coding region: 1-786 (261 amino acids)
Biological process (GO): regulation of transcription by RNA polymerase II; cell differentiation
Cellular component (GO): nucleus
Molecular function (GO): sequence-specific DNA binding; DNA-binding transcription factor activity, RNA polymerase II-specific
Source: RefSeq, a predicted model, not a curated record